AUGACAGAGAGCAACUUGACACUAGAAGAAUCGCAGGAGAACUGCUUGACUACGAUCGAUGUAGCUUCCAUAGCUUCAGCCCUGCACAGCGCCUUCCUUAGCUUCUCAGGGCUGGACGACCUAUGCGUCCGUUUUAUAAUCAAUCUGCCGGAGGAUGAUCUGAAAGACAUUCCGCGAAUAUGCUUUCAGGUCGAGGAAGCACAAUGGUAUUACGAGGAUUUUAUCCGGCCGCUGGACCCAUCUCUCCCAUCUAUGUCUCUCCGCAAUUUUUGUCUACGAAUCUUUGCUCACUGCCCCCUACUAUCGUCUUUCUCGCAAGGGCACCAUAUGCGAGCUUUCGAGGACUUCCUGGCGUACAAAACGAGAGUUCCGGUCAGAGGCGCUAUGAUGCUCAAUGCGAGUAUGGAUUCAGUUGUCCUGGUGAAAGGGUGGAAGAAAGGGGCUAGCUGGAGUUUCCCUCGGGGAAAGAUUGCCAAGGACGAAGAUGACUUGACUUGUGCCAUUCGUGAGGUCUAUGAGGAGACUGGCUUUGACUUGGACGCUGCUGGAUUAGUGCCACUUAAUCGAGAUGUCAAGUCCAUUCAAGUCAACAUGCGCGAACAACAAAUGCGGCUGUUCGUCUUUCGAAAUGUUCCUAUGGAAACACAUUUUGAGCCCAGGACACGAAAAGAGAUUAGCAAAAUAGAGUGGUGGUUGCUAUCAGAGCUUCCGGCGUUCAGGAAGAAGAGCCAGCAACAGCAGCAACAAAAACAGGCUGUCCCGAACUCUAGCAAGUUCUAUAUGGUUGCCCCUUUUCUGGUACCGCUACGAAAGUGGGUCAUCGAACAGAAGAAGAAAGAUGCACAGCGGCCUACAAGUAAUCAAUACCUAUCCGCUAACAUGAGCUACGAUGAGUUCUUGACAGAGGAAGAUCAAGGCGCAGAAUCAGCCACUCAGAUGCCUUCCCAUAAGAAACAUUCUGCCCCCGAACUAGACACCGACACAUUGGAGGGCGCUACUGCAGCUCUGAGCCGCCUAUUGAAAAUUCAACCAGCAACCCAGGGGCUACAGGCUGAAGCAGCGACUCAAUCACCGUCAAAGAAUUCAGGGGAAGCACUACUUGCCUUGCUCAAGCCAGCAGCAUCUAAUCAAUCUUUACCGACAAAUGCACCUCCUCAUACUCCUCUUGAGAAUAUAGUCAUGCAACCUGCUAUGCCUAAAACUCCUCACCAUCAACAGCCUCGUCCUCCACACUUUUCAAACAUUCCACCUCCACCGGAUUUCCCAAUACAGUCACGGGAUGAUUCUUUCUCCCACCGCGAAGGAAAUUACCAGAACAAUCGCCAUAAUGUAGCAGAAUUUCAGCAAGGUCAUGUAGGCCGUCAAAACCCUCCAAGACCCCAAGGAAAUCCCCAUUCUUAUCAAUCACAACACCUUAUACACCCUCAACCCCUUCCACCGCAUGUUCAGAGGGCUUUGUUUACUGGAGGACCCGUUAAUUCCCCUAUGGUUUCUCAAUCUAUACAGCAGAACCCCCCUCCUGUUCACAUGGCUGUCUCUGGACCCACAGGCGCCCCGAAAUUUCCUGGCCCGCAUGCAACAAUGGGCCCUCAAACUAUACAACAAACCCCAAAACUUACUAGUCAUUCGCUGGCUCUUCUCAACGCUUUCAAAACUCGAGAUCAAGCUGCUGAUGAGGUCUCCGGCUCCAAUGACCUUCCUCUUCAAAGAUAUACUGCGGCGCCAAAUCAACCAUCAAUACCAGCUCCCCGUGCCGUGCCUCAGGAACUUCCUGCUGAGGGAUUGCAACCUGGCCAAAUGCCACCACCACCUCAGAUCAAAGUUCGGCAGAAUGUCGGCCCAUUAACUCCCACUCCUCUUGCUCCCAGACAAUCUAUUAGUGCUACUCAGAAGUCGACACUUCUUGAUUUGUUCAGAAGUCCAACUUCGCAGCCUGCAUCAUUAGCCAAUAUAACUGGUGCUACAUCACUUCCUAUAAGUACGACGCCUUCAGUAGUUGAGCUCUCUGCAGUAGAACCCUUAUCAACCGGCGCUUCUACCACUUCCGCUCUACUCAACAGCAAGAGAACUCCUGACAAUUUGGCGAGUAAUGGAGCCGUUCCUGUCCUAAAUCCAGAAUCCAAUUUACCCUUCAGGGCUGUAUCAAUCCUUGGACGCCCGCCGAACAUGAGUGACAAGCAUUCUCCAGCAGCAGCUGGUUCGGAAUUGGAUAGCAAACCUAAGUCAAAUGGUAAAAAGCCGAUGGCGAGAAUGAACACUGGGCCACAUACGGUCAAGUCACCAGAGAAGCCGUUUCAACCUCAAAUUUUGAAACGACCACAACAAAGCUCGUCUAGGGCACAGCAAUCGCCUCCUGCUGUUCAACCUGCUGCCUCCGCAUUUGCUUCUCAGCAAAGCGCAUAUAGAUUGCAGCAGUCUCCUACAGCAGUUUCUCCUUCUUCAAACUUUCAGUCUUCACAAGGGUCUCUCAGAAUGCCGCAUUCCGCAACUACCAUUCAACAUCCAGUAUCGACCUUUGUUCCGCCACCUGAUCGACGGCCGAGCCAUGCUGUGGACCAUAAACAGAACCUGCUUUCCAUGUUUGGAAAGACACAGGCAGGUCCUAUUUCGCCACUAGGACGAGACGGUCCUUCAAUGGAGCCCUUAGCCUCAACAGUGAAGGCUAGUGCAAGAUCUAGAGUCGGGAGUCUUGCAUCUGGUGGUGAUAAGACAUCAAGACGUGGAAGCCAGACUCCUAUCUCGCCGGCAGACAAAGGUUUCUUGUUGGGUUACCUGGAAGCUGUAGCAAAGGGAAGUCGCUGA
This is a messenger RNA of Lachnellula hyalina, 2802 nucleotides long. It is a transcript of the gene dcp2, whose product is annotated as mRNA decapping complex subunit. Gene Ontology annotation, molecular function: 5'-(N(7)-methylguanosine 5'-triphospho)-[mRNA] hydrolase activity; manganese ion binding; RNA binding. Gene Ontology annotation, cellular component: P-body; cytoplasm. The record is from RefSeq and is a predicted model, not a curated record. Gene Ontology annotation, biological process: nuclear-transcribed mRNA catabolic process, nonsense-mediated decay; deadenylation-dependent decapping of nuclear-transcribed mRNA. Bases 1 to 2802 code for a protein of 933 amino acids. The transcript is spliced from 3 exons. NCBI's taxonomy places the organism in Eukaryota, Fungi, Ascomycota, Leotiomycetes, Helotiales, Lachnaceae.